Molecule: messenger RNA, 1428 nt
Organism: Candoia aspera
Lineage: Eukaryota; Metazoa; Chordata; Lepidosauria; Squamata; Candoiidae
Product: MARVEL domain-containing protein 3-like
Exons: 4
Coding region: 331-1290 (319 amino acids)
Cellular component (GO): membrane
Source: RefSeq, a predicted model, not a curated record
GUACGUGGCCGAGCGAAGUUUCACCUAGCAGCGCCUUCCCUCUCGCUCGCACACCAGCCCGGAAGCGCAGAGCUCCUGGCCUCGUCUUCCGAGGGGCUCUCUCGUGGGAAGAGAGAAGGCUGCGCCCAGACGCUGAAAAAGUUCCUCGGAACUCCGGAACGUUGCUGAACUAGGAGAGGCGCUUCAGCGGCUCUCGCGUUAACUGGGUUCAUCAUCCUGCCUUAUUUUGUGUUCCUUACCGAGUAACAGAAUUGUUUACUGGAUGUUAGCCAUUCAUCCAACUGAACCAACAGCAAGCUCCAUUUGUAGGUAACUUCAGCAAGAUAGAAGAUGCCCCAUUCUGGGAAAUUUCAUCAAGAUAGAGGCUGCAUUCCCAGGGAGACCCCCAAUUACUUUGAUAAAAGAAGUAGGCAACCACAUUCAUCAGAUGGAAGGUUGUCACGAGGAGCAGCUGAACAUUCAAGAACUUCCUGUGAUUUUGCAGAGCCUGAGCAGAACCACCUAGGAGCAAGGCAUGGUUAUAACAAUUCCCCCCCUCCACACUAUCCUCCCAAAAAUACUUUUUCAGAGAAAUGCUCAAACCUGUGCUCCCGAAGAGGAGUCUUACAGUUUGUCGAAGUCACUGUCAACAUUUUGGUGCUGAUCUGUAUUGGAGCAAGCCAGGCCGGUGUCUCUGGAUUCAGUUCCCUGGGAGGCCUAGGCUCUUUCAACAUCAACUCAAUGUAUAGCCCGUUUGAAGGGACUGAACUCCAAGAGGUGACGGAGCUGGACAUGCAGUACAGCCAGAUGAGAGCCCCUUGUGUGUAUGGAGGGGUGGCUUUCAGUCUGACAAUGAUGUGCCUUACGCUUCUUUUCCUUGUCAGGGGAGGAAAGCCCAUUCAUCGCCUUUCCCUUGGACUGCUUGCUGCUGAGUGUCUCUUUGACAUCCUCGCUUGCCUUGGUUAUAUAGUGGCUGUUGGGCUCUACCUCCACUUUGUCAUUCAAGUCAAUUCCACGGAUAUGUGCCUAAGGAGAGAAAGGCUUUACGCACGGCGAGGUUAUACCUCAGUGAACUGCAGCGUGCAAGGCGGGGAUGCAUCUGUGGCUCUCUUUGGCCUGGUGGCUGCUUGCCUGUAUUUUGGAAGCUUUGUGGUCUGCAUUCUCACCAUUCGGGAUGUCCGGAAGUUUCAGAAACAACAGGACAACAGUCGCUAUCAUCUUGAGAGAACCUACAAGGAAGAAGACCACCCAAAGCCCUAUAAGAGCCCAGAAAACACAUACACUGCAACAACUUUUGGCACACUUGUGUAAUCUAUGUCAGGUAUCUCAAAGAAGCAAAGCUAAAAAAAGGAGUUUUCUGCGCAUAGAGGGUGGUUGUGCAAUACAAUAUCAAAGAUGUAUCUUAAAAAUUAUUCUUGUCAGAAUAAUAAAAUAUCUUUAUGGGAAAAG